AUGGACGACCUGGAGGCCUUGGAUCCUUCGUAUGUUGCCUCUGUGCUCUCGAACCCCCCAUUCAUCACAAUCCCCGGGGUCAUCAAUGUCCGCGAUCUGGGCGCAUACCUGUCAAACACUCAUCCGGGCAAACUAACCAAGCCCAAUCUGAUGCUCAGGUCUGCGGAAAUAUCUGGAAUAACCCCAGAAGGGAUUGAUCGAUUGCGAGAACUCGGCAUCACGAAAGUCUUUGACUUGCGCUCCGAUACCGAAAUCGAGAAAUACGAUACCCCGGUGCCGGAAAUCGAGGGAAUUGAGAUUAUACGCGCACCUGUCUUCCAGAAGGAAGACUACAGCCCGGAAAUGAUGGCCAAGAGGUACAAACUCUACGCGAGUGGUAAAACAGAGGCUCGUCCGACUGCCUUCAUGGAGUUAUACUCGCAGAUCUUAGAUCACGGAGGGGAAGCCUUCGGCGCUGUACUCAGACAUAUUCACGACAGACCAACAGAGGGCUGCCUUUUCCAUUGUACAGCAGGAAAAGAUAGAACAGGCCUUCUGGCUGCUCUCCUGUUGAAGCUUGCUGGCGUGGACAACGAAGCCAUCGCAAAGGACUAUGCACUGACCAGAGUUGGCCGUGAGCCAGCCCGCCCGAUGAUCAUGGCGAGACUCGCCAAGGAGCCCCUGUUUGCCUCUAACAACGAGGCAGCAUUGAACAUGUUCACUUGCAGACAUGACACGAUGACAUCGUUCCUCGAGUUGUUGGACAAGAACUAUGGUGGCGUAGAGGAAUAUCUAAAGAAAUACAUCAACCUCUCCGACGACGAAAUCAACAGAAUCAGAGAGAAUAUCCUAGUCCCAUCAGCUAAUCUAUAG
This is a messenger RNA of Pleurotus ostreatus (oyster mushroom), 852 nucleotides long. RefSeq lists its product as uncharacterized. The record is from RefSeq and is a predicted model, not a curated record. Bases 1 to 852 code for a protein of 283 amino acids. The transcript has 6 exons. Gene Ontology annotation, molecular function: phosphoprotein phosphatase activity. Lineage: Eukaryota; Fungi; Basidiomycota; Agaricomycetes; Agaricales; Pleurotaceae. Gene Ontology annotation, biological process: dephosphorylation.